Molecule: messenger RNA, 3303 nt
Organism: Symbiodinium necroappetens
Lineage: Eukaryota; Dinophyceae; Suessiales; Symbiodiniaceae
Source: the annotation of a GenBank genome assembly
AUGUCUCCACGACUUCGCCUUGUCGGAGCGGGCUGCAACGGGAUCUUCCGUGGCCGUGCCAGCCCUAGCAUGCAGGUAGCCUUGGAUGUGAGGAUGGCCCCGCGGCCGAAGAAGGCGACUGCGCUUUGGUGGGCUUGUGCGGCUGGCAUCCGUGAAGAGGGCCCUUCAGUGCAAGCGCAGCAAGCCGGCCGACGUCGUGACGUCGAGAGGAUUUGCCGAUGGCAUCUCCUUGAGACCGAAUCGCCUUUUGUGGAGCCGGUGGCCUUCCGCUCCUUCUGCUUCCGCUGCUUGAGUUGUGGCAUGACGCUGGGUAGAGCGCGCAUCAUGGUUGCAAUUCCCUGGACGGCGGGCGUGUCCUUGCCGCAGAAUGCUGGGCCCACGGCAGGCUUCCACGUGAGUAGGACUGAGUUGAGCGGACGCGGCCUGGCCGACGUCGUGACGAGGAUGCACUUAUGGUUCCUAGAGCCGGUGGCCUUCCCCAACUUCAAGGGGCUGGCAGCUGCUAGUUUGCCUGAGCAGACGCGACCGGCCGACGUCGUGACGAGGAUGCGCCGACGGCAUCUCCUUGAGACCGAAACAUCGUUCCUAGAGCCGGUGGCCUUCCCCAACUUCUGCUUUCGCUGUUUGCGUGUCCUUGCCGUUACCUGCGUGGAUCCUAGUCCGCCGUCGGCCGUGCUGGUGAUGCAAUUUGGCGUUGUGCGUCAAAGAGGCAGAAUGCUGGGCCCACGGCAGGUUCAGGCACAGCCGGGAAGUCUCAAGGAGGCCGGCAGAGAGCGUUGCUCUGCGCAAGCGCAGCAGGCCUUUCAGGAUCUGAGCAUAGCGAAAGUCUGGGCAGGCGCCCGCGUGGCUCCGCCUCCCCGAUUCGUCGUCGGGACAGAAGGCGCUCGCUGCUUCUGCCGGCGCCCUGACAGGAGGCUUGCUCUUGCGCAGGUGCAGCUGAAGCUUGAGGACUUGAUGGCCUGGAGUCUUAAUGCUCUGUCUGAGGCAUACCUGCCAGGUGGUCCUGCCCUGCUUGCGAAGCAACUGCAUGGCACGAGAUACUUGGAUGUUGGCUUACUCAGCUCAAACUAUGGGUGCCCUGGGGUGCCCGUGAGCGCCAGCAAGAUGGAUUCGGACGGCUCGCUCGAAGUUUGGGUCGCCGACAACUUGCGGGCCUGGUGUUGGUUUUACUCUGCCGAUCAUACUCGGUCCGAGUAUGUGCUGCUCGAAGGUGCGCUCACAAGCUGGCAUUUGCCAGAAGCUCGGAUGGCUGCUUGCUUGGCUAGGUGGCUUGUCGAUGGCAAGGAUCUCCCUCUCCUGUCUGCGGCUUCGGUUGAACUGCAGAAAGGCUGGUCUGUGAGCUGGAAGACGGUGUUACUGCCAGUCUUUAAAGGCCAGGUGCGCAGCGGCACAGCAGUCGUUGCUGAUGUCGCCUUUGCUGAGCAGACGCAAGGUCUCAACGCACAGGACUGGACACUGCUGAGCGCGUGGUACGCAGCCUGCUCCACUCCGGGCGGCGACCCGCCUGCACAGUUGGAGCGGAGGAUCCCUGGCGCCUGCAGGCCCAGGACUCGCAGUGCAUCUUUGCCUGCUGCGGGCUGGCCCUGCCCGGAUGUGGAGUUCAUGGAGCGUUGCGGCCUCAUCGGGCUGCAGGAUCCUCGCGAAGCACAGCUCUCGGGCGCCGUGCCCUCUUUGAAGGUCCCCUUGCCCCACUUGCUUCUUGCAUGUGACCAGACACGCUGUGGGGUAUUGGCAACGCUCUCCAAGCCUGCCACUUACCGCUCGUUUCUGGAGCCGGCUGCAACGCUACCUGAAUGCGCUGAAGCCGAAGCACUAGACGGAGCGCGUCUCUGUGGGGAACUUCUCUCCAUGUGCGUGCAGAGGGCGGGCCAACCCUGCACUGCUAUCAUCCUGUUUAUCGAGAUGCCGCCGUCGGACCAAUGGGAUGUGCAAGUUCAGUUCUCGCAGCUUCUGCAUGAACGAGAUAUGAUGUGCAGUUUGCGGAACUGCGACUCAAUGGCACUCGAGUGUGCUCUUGUGACGCUCGUCCUUUGUGGCUCCUGCCAGGAAGGAGCCUUCUCGGUUUUGUGUGCCGCAGAGUCCGGGAGCAGUGUCCUCUUCCUGCCUUCGCCCGUGUUGCUUCGUUGGCAACUAUCUGCAGCUGCCGGCCGCACAGCUAACACCGACUACUCUUUGAUGCGGGGUGCUUCGAUGUGCUUCGCGGCCUUCCAUGGGCGGACUUUGUGGCGCUGCAUCGCUGCUUCGCAGUGUCGCGGGGAAGGCUCCUGCCGCCAGAAGCGGUUCCGCACCCUUCUUCCUCGGUCCCUAGGUUUGGCAUGGAAGCUGCAGUUGCCAGACCAUGUCGCCGCUGUGGUACGAGACACGUGCCGGUGCCCCAAGGCCCAGGGGCACUUUGAGGGCAGCGGGGUCCAGAGCACCCCGGUCGGCCUGGCUUACAACACCGAGGCGACUGCACUUUCGUGCGCUUCUGCGCCUGGCAUCUGUGAAGAGGGCCCUUCGUCUGCCAGCCCCGGGAAUUUCUUGUCCAAGCACCAAAGAACCGUUGUUCUGCACCAGUGCAAGCGCAGCGGACCGGCUAGGAGGAUGCGCCGACGGCAUCUCCUUGAGACCGAAUCAUCGUUCCUAGAGCCGGUGGCCUUGCCCUCCUUCUGCUUCCGCUGUUUGAGUUCUGGCAUGACGAUGGGUACCGGGCGCACCAUGGUUGGAAGUCCCUGGACGGGGCAUGUCCUUGCCGUUACCGCUGUGGAUCCUAGUCCGCUGUCGGACGCGCUGGUGAUGCCUUUUGGCUUCAAAGAGGCAGAGCACUGGGCCCAUGGCAGGAAGCAGAGUCCGUUUGACGCGGGUUUGACGGUGCCGGCCUUCUGCAACUGCUUUGAGCAGAUACGGAGGAUGCGCCGAUGUGGCAUGACGACAGGGCGCAUCAUGCUGGGAAGUCCCUGGCUGGCAGGCGACGAAAAGCCAAUGGCAACUGACAAUGCCCGACGCCUGAACGCACAUUCGAGCAUGACCAGACUGGACGGCGAUGUCUGCUUUGAGCAGAUACAGUCUGGCCGACGCCGUGACGUCGCGGCGCACCAUGGUUGGAAAUCCCUGGACGGCGGGCGUGUCCUUGCCGUUACCGCUGUGGAUCCGAGUCCGCUGUCGGACGUGCUGGUGAUGCAUCUUGGCUUCAACGAGGCAGAAUGCUGGGCGUACCCGACAUGCGUCUUAAUGCCCAGGUCCAGCACGGCCGCGAAGUCUCAAGAAGGCCGGCAGAUAGCGUUGCUCUGCACAAGCGCAACAGGCUGGGCCGAGAAUUCGUGA